UAAGCCCUACCGGAUUAGAGUUGGCUGAGGACCAAGAAGGCAAGGGCCAAGAAGUAGGGACGUCUUCCCUUCCAAGUUCCAAGCUUCCAGCGGACGAGUGGUAUAUAGGGUUCUUGUUUGAAAUCCCCGCCGAGCCAUGCAUCCUCUCUGAUACGCUUCUCUGCAAUGGCGCUGGAAGAGGAAAAAGCGGACACUCCAUUACUUCCCAAGGCGGUUCCGACUCCUAAGAACAAUGACCCUCCCAUCGUCUCUCAGGCAAGUUCAUCUCAUCCUUCGCACCAGGACACAUCUCCCCCUAAAAAGAUUCAAAGUGCCAGAGAGUUAAUCCUCUCUACUGCUCGUAAGCUAUCUGCUCAACAUCUCCAGAAUUCUGAUCCUGGUGUUUGGGGCGUUCUCACUGCCAUAUCCAAAAAUGCUCGUAAGAGACCGCAGGGCAUAAAUAUUCUUUUGACUGCUGAGAAGCACUACAUUGGCCGGUUAGUAGAGGACAAGCGCUUCCAGAUUGAAUCACAUGCUAUAAGCGCAAAUCAUUGCAAAAUUUAUAGAAAGAGACUUGCUACUGAAGAUGCGGAGCAGCCAUCAUGCUUCAACUGUGCUGUCUUUUUGAAAGAUUCCAGCACCAACGGAACAUAUCUUAACUGGGAAAAGCUGAAGAAAAAUAGUCCUGAAGCUAAGCUUCAGCAUGGAGAUAUUAUCUCUUUUGCUGCACCUCCUCAGCAUGAACUUGCUUUUUCAUUUGUAUAUCGAGAAUGUUCCAAGGCGGAUACUUUGGUGGAUGGUGCAGUUUUGAAAAGAAAAACUGAAGAGGAAUUUGGUUCCGAAAGCAAAAGGCUAAAAGGUAUUGGCAUUGGUGCACCUGAGGGUCCAAUUUCGCUUGAUGAUGUUCGAAGCCUUCAACGAUCAAACACGGAGCUGAGGAAGCAAUUGGAAUCUCAUGUCCUCACCAUUGAAACAUUGCAGAAAGAACAUCGAGUGGCUCUUGUUCGUUAUGAAAACGAGAUGAAGGAGCUGAAAGAAUCUGUAUCACAACCAUACCUUGAUAAAAUUAAAGAGCUACAUCAUACCUUGGAGGUUAAAAAUAAGGAACUAGAUGGGGUCAAUUCACUUUUGGCUGAACGACAACAUGCUGUUGAGGACCUUGAACAAAGACUUAGAGCAUCUAUGCAGUCACGCAAUGAUGCAGAUGCAGUAAUCAAUAAUCAGAAGGCAUCUAUAUGUGAACUUGAGGCACAGUUAGAUGAAGAGCGAAACCAGAGAAGGGAAGAACGAGAAAAGUCUGAGGCAGAUCUAAAAGCUGCACUGCAGAGAGUCCAAGCAGAGGGUCAGGAGGAGUUAAAACGGCAAUCUGAAGUUGCAUCAAAACAACAAAGAGAGCUGCAAGAAGCUAUUAAUAAGCUUCAGGAAUCAGACAAAGAAAAAAGUCUACUUAUAGAAGCUUCAAGAUCCAAACUGGAAGGAUUCAGGGAAAGCUUGGUUAUAUCUGAGAAGAAAGUGCGCCAGCUAGAAGCCCAAGUUAAGGAAGAGCAGAAAGCCUCAGCAGAAAGCAGAAAAAAAGUGGAAAAGCUGGAACAUGACGUUAAAAGAUCGAGGAAGGAACUUGAAAGUGAAAAGCAGGUAGCUCGAGAAGAAGCAUGGGCAAAAGUUUCUGCUCUUGAACUUGAAAUGGCUGAUGCACUUCGUGACCUCUCAAUUGAGAAACAGAGGUUUCAAGGUGCCAGGGAAAGAGUUAUUCUCCGGGAAACACAGCUACGGGCAUUUUACUCCACCACUGAGGAGAUUUCUGUUCUGUUUGCAAAGCAGCAGGAGCAGCUGAAGGCCAUGCAGAGAACUCUGGAGGAUGAGGAUAACUAUGAGAACACAUAUGUCGAUAUUGAACUCAAUGGAACAAAAGGGAACACAAGUGGAACUGUAGUAAGAGAGAAAGAAACAACAGCAGCUCACCGAAGCAACAGCCAUGGAAAAGAAGGCUCCAUGUCCUCAAGUCCAAGGGUUGUAAGAAUCCAGGUUGAGAGCACGAGUGAUGAAGCUAGUGUUACUGAGAAGCAUGAUUGUGAUAUCAGAAGCCAAGAACAACAUACCCAAGAUGCGGAAUGCAUGAGUGCUGACCGCUCUGUUAAAGGGGGCUUUGGUUCUGAGAUUGAGGGGAUUGACACGGUACCAGUGCUGGAUGGAGAUCCUAUUGAAACUGAGAGAGUGCUCGAGACUGAAAGCCCUGCCAUUGAUGUGAACUUUAGUGAGAGAAAUUUUGAUCUAAAGAAAUGCUGCUAUUUAGAUCAGGAGGACAAGAUGCAGCUUGACAAUGAUACCCAGGUUCAAGAAAAUGAAGAAGAGAUUCUCAAGGUUCACGAGGAAAAUGCAAAUUGCUCGCAAUCCAAUAACCCACGUGAGGUCCUGAGAUCCAUGGAAGAUACAGAAGCCGGUGGCACAAUCAGAACAGCUGAUCUUUUGACUUCUGAAGUUGCUGGGAGUUGGGCAUUCAGUACAGCUCCUUCCGUCCAUGGUGAGAAUCAAUCCCCUCAUAGUGAAGAUUGUGGCAGUGCAAGAAGUGAUGGAGAAUGUGCUGCUGCUCUACACUGCUCCGAUGGCCAGGUUGCUGGGAGCCAGGUUGUGGCAUCUUCUACUGCUACUGCAGCCACCAAGUCAAAUGCGGAACGCCAAAAACUUAAUGAGAUGAUUAAAAUUGUUGCUCCCGAUUGUGAGGUGCAAUUCGCGGGUAGCGGUUAUGGAGAGAGAGACAAUAAGGUUUCUAAUUCUAAUUCAGAUUCAGAUACCAAGGAGGGAAGCCACCAUGAUAGUGAUACUGAUGAUGAAUCCAUAUCAGCAACUGAUGAUACAAAGGUGGGUACAGACCAAGAGGGGCGGGAUAGUGAAGUUGAACCAAUGGACGAAUCUGAUGAUGCUACUCAAGAUGAUUCUGUUGGAUAGUAUCUGGGGUUGUGUUUAGAAAGUCAAUUGGUUGCCGAGGAAUGUGCAGGGAAAUUUCCUUUUUUUUUUUUGAUUGGGGCAAAGGGGAAUGGAGCUGUAAAUAUGUGACGUUUCUAUUGAAAUCCAUUUCUCUUUGUACCAUUCUAUUUAUUUGGCUUAUUCCGUUUUCCAUGCCCAUGUAAUUUAAGUCCAGUCAUCUAGAUGGAUCAUGGAUCAUGGAUAGGAUGUUGCUAUCCAUGUCCAUCAUGCCCAUGUUGAUGGUGUCCAAUCCUGUUGAGAUGGGCCAGCUAUUAGAGGGUAUGAUUGUAUGUAUCUUCGCUUGACAAUCAUUUAGAAUGGAACAUAUGAAUGGGCUCUCACUAGAGUUGUUACUACUCGAGCAGAGGUGGACAUGGAGGAAAAAAG
This is a messenger RNA of Nelumbo nucifera (sacred lotus), 3330 nucleotides long. RefSeq names its product SMAD/FHA domain-containing protein. The record is from RefSeq and is a predicted model, not a curated record. NCBI's taxonomy places the organism in Eukaryota, Viridiplantae, Streptophyta, Magnoliopsida, Proteales, Nelumbonaceae. Gene Ontology annotation, molecular function: protein binding.